AUGAAGGUUUAUAACAAAUUUGUUCGUCAAAAGGAUGAAAACCUGAAGAGGAGGAAUAUUGAUAAGAAGAAUAAGAAAUCGGUACAAAAAGUUGAAGAAGUAAAAGAGGAAACACAAGUUCAUGCCCUAGAACCAGAUUCUAAUGUACUUACAGAUAAGGAGAAGAAUAAGAAUAAGAUUUCGAAGAUGAAAAGGCUAAACAAAGUAGACGAGAAUGAAGAUGUUGAACAUGGUGAAGAAUCUGAUAUUCAUCCAGCUGUUGAAGAGAGUGAUUCCUCUGAAGAUGAGGUUGCUCCAAGAAAUACCAUUGGUAAUGUUCCAUUGAAGUUUUAUAAAGAUGAGGAACACAUUGGAUAUGAUAUUUCUGGGAAGAAGAUUAAAAAACAAGCAAGAAAAGAUAUGCUUGAAGCUUUUCUAGCUAGAACAGACUUUUCGAAGAAGCUCAUAGUUCAUGAUGAUUACAAUGAUGAAGACGUUGAGAUACCAAAAGAAUGGCAAGAACUUAUCAGAUCACUGCUUAAAGGAAAGACUCCACAUGCUGAUGUCAAUCCAUAUCCGGAGUAUGUAGAUUGGGUUAAGCAUGAUGCCGUGCAUCCAAUGUCAAAUGCUCCAGAACCAAAGAGGCGAUUCAUUCCUUCAAAAUCAGAACAUAAGAAGAUUGUUCGAUUGAUCACAGCAAUCCGAAAAGGGCAUAUUACAUUUGAACCACCGAAGGAAGAGAAACGCAUUUAUCAUGAUUUGUGGGGAGAUGAUUCAAGCUCUACUGACAAAUCUAGACAAGGUUUGCGUUUUAUUCCUCCACCUAAAGCCAAGUUACCCGGUCAUGAGGAAUCAUAUAACCCUUCGUUAGAAUAUAUUCCGACUCAAGAAGAGAUUAGUUCAUAUGAGCUAAUGUAUGAAGAAGACCGACCGAAGUUUAUCCCGAAAAGGUAUGAGUCUCUGAGAAAAGUCCCAGCAUAUGAUAAAGCAGUGGAAGAAUCAUUUGCUCGUUGCUUAAAUAUUCUUUUAUGUCCUAGAGUUCGAAAGAAGCGUAUUAACAUUGAUCCUGAAUCUCUAAAGCCUAAACUUCCUAACCGUAAAGAUCUAAGGCCUUACCCUAUAACAUGUUUUCUGGAGUACAAAGGCCAUAUUGAUGCUGUUACUUCGAUAUCUGUUCAAGUGUCGGGCCAAUGGCUGGCUUCUGGCUCAAAGGAUGGAACAGUGCGUAUUUGGGAGGUUGAAACUGGGCGGUGCAUAAAGAUGUGGGUUGUUGGCGAAGCUGUCAAUUGUGUUGCUUGGAAUCCAGUUCCAGAUCGUUUUGUUCUGGGGAUUGCUGCAGGUCAAGAUGUGCUUGUUCUGAAUACUGGACUUGGGAGUGCAGAAGAACAGCAUAGAGUUAAACAACUUCUGAACAUUGACGCACCGUCAGGAACAGAUAACUCUGAUGAUAAGAGCACACCUAUAGUGAGUUGGAUCAAGCACGAUAAGCAUGAGGGAAUCAGGUUGAAGCAUAUUAAGACGGUAACCUCUGUUGAAUGGCAUCGUAAAGGAGACUACUUUAGUAUAGUGAUGCCCACUGGUGACUCGAAGGCUGUUCUGAUACACCAAUUGUCAAAGAAAGUUACACAAAGAAUUCCUUUUAAAUUGCAUGGGCAUCCAGUUUCAUCAGUCUUCCAUCCAUGUCGUGCCAUCUUGUUCAUUGCAACAAAGAAAAGUGUCCGUGUUUAUGAUUUAUUGAAGGAAAAGCUCAUUAGGAAGCUAGAGCCUGGAGUUCGUGAGAUUUCCUCCAUUGCUGUUCAUCCUGCUGGAGAUAAUGUAAUUGUGGGGAGUCGGGAGGGUAAAGUUUGCUGGUUCGACAUGGAUCUCUCUACUCAACCUUUUAAAAUUCUCAAAUGUCAGCCCAAGGAUAUUACAAAUGUGGCCUUUCAUCGUUCGUACCCCCUCUUUGUUGCAUCCUCUGAAAAUGGCACUGCAUAUGUGUUCCAUGGCAUGGUAUAUUCAGAUCUUAACCAGAAUCCACUUAUCGUUCCAUUGGAAAUUCUUCAUACAACAACACAUGGAAGAGGUGUCAUAGAUUGUUCCUUCCAUCCUAGGCAACCCUGGUUAUUCACUGCUGGUUCUGAUUCAGUAAUCAAACUUUACUGCCAUUAA
Molecule: messenger RNA, 2130 nt
Organism: Papaver somniferum (opium poppy)
Lineage: Eukaryota; Viridiplantae; Streptophyta; Magnoliopsida; Ranunculales; Papaveraceae
Product: ribosome biogenesis protein BOP1 homolog
Exons: 1
Coding region: 1-2130 (709 amino acids)
Biological process (GO): ribosome biogenesis; maturation of LSU-rRNA from tricistronic rRNA transcript (SSU-rRNA, 5.8S rRNA, LSU-rRNA)
Cellular component (GO): PeBoW complex; preribosome, large subunit precursor
Molecular function (GO): ribonucleoprotein complex binding; protein binding
Source: RefSeq, a predicted model, not a curated record